UCUCUCUCUCUCUCUCUCCCCCUCCUGUUCAAGGCGGUCUGUCUCCCUCUGCUAUUCAGAACUACACGCAAACCGAUUGCCAUUGCUGUGAUCAAGGUAGGAGAUACCCAGUUCUGUAUACCCAUUUUGCCACGUGUCCGGCUGGAUCAUUCCGUUAUCUGCCUUUUCUGAGGAUACUCCUUCUGCUAUUGCUACUAGAGCUAUUGGCCACCACUUCUCUACUCUUUCACGCCAUGGAAAUGUCUAUCCCUAGCUUUUGAUCAUCAGUUAGACUCUCUCUCUCUCUCACACACACACACACAGGGCAGGGGAAGAAGGGCGAAAUAAUGGGUAGUUUCAAGCACCAAAAGUUUUAUGAGUUGCAGAAUGUUGGUGAUUCUGAAGAUAAGAUCAGCAAUUUACCUGAUUGUAUUCUUCAUCACAUUCUUUCGUUUCUUUCCACCAAAGAUGCUGUAGCAACAUGCAUAUUAUCAACUAGGUGGAAGUACUUGUGGACUUCUGUUCCCAACAUUGAUUUUGAUGAUUCGUUGUUGUAUUUGAGUAAGGUGAACGCCUGGUAUCCCCUCGAGGUCACUUGUUUCAUGAAUUUUGUUGAAAGGGUGCUUUUACUCCGAGAUGCCUCAAUUAUGAAAAGGUUCCGGCUUUCCUGUCGAGUUUGCUUCAGUUCAUCUCGUGUUCAUGCGUGGGUCUCUGCUGCUAUCAAACAUAAUGUUGAAGAGCUUGAUCUUUGCCUCUUUGUAGAGAAGUGUUUUAUGCUGCCCCAUUGUGUUUUUGAUUGCGAGUCACUCACAGUAGUUAAAAUAGAAAUGAAUUGUGUCCUUGAACUCCCUACUUGCAUCUCUUUUCCAUGCCUUAGAACCUUGCACCUUAGCCUUGUUACAUUCCCUGGCGAUAAAUCCACCCAAAAGCUAUUCUCUGGGUGCCCAGUCCUUCAAGAGUUAGCCAUAUUAGACUGUGAUUGGAUGAACUUGAAUAGUAUCUCGAUUUCACUUCCCACAUUGAAGAGCUUUAUAAUAGAUGAUUUGCCAUCCUUUGAUUCAAAUGAUGAUUUACAUGGUUGUGAGAUCAAGGUAGAGGCAGCAAAUCUCGUAUCGCUGAAGUACAUUGGUUAUCUAUCAAAUGAAAUUUCGCUGUAUAAUCUUUCCUCACUGGUCGAUGCAUCCGUCCACAUUCCAGUUACGCGUGAGAGGCAAAGAGUAGUUGCUUUUCGGACACUGAAACUGCUUAGAGGACUGCACAAUGCUUGUUCUGUGAGAAUAUCUAAUGGUGCCAUUGAGGUAUUUGGCAGCUGCAUCAAAUGAUUUCGUUAUAUGUCCAAAAACUUGUUUUUAAUAUGCAUUUUUUUCAUAUGUAGGCUUGCCUAAUCCUGCUAUACUGGGUUGUGAUUCUUUCUGUUUUCCUAUGCGUAGUCAUUGUUUUUUGCAGAUAAUGUGCUAUAUCAUCUCCCAGUACUUCCAAAUUUAUCCCACUUAGAGUUGAGCAUGGAAAUUGAGAAUCACACCGUUGGAGCAUUACUGAAGUUUCUCCGAUACUCGCCAAAUUUAGAAUCUAUCUGCUUUGCUGAGGGACUUGACCCUUGCAUCUGUUUUGGUGAAGAUCAGUGGCUUUUAGUGUCAGUACCUAACUGUCUAUUUUCCUGCCUCAAGACAGCCAGCCUACAGAAUUUUCGUGGGAAUAAUGCAGAAAUAUGUUUCCUGAAUUUUUUGCUGAAGAAUGCACUGGUUUUGGAGAAGUUGAAUAUAUAUUGUUCCAAGAGUCCAUUAGAAGACACAAAGAAAAAAAAGGAGUUAAGAAAAGAGUUCCAAAUGGUUCCUAGAGGCUCAUCUUGUUGUGUAAUCACGGUUCUGUGAAAUUCAAAGGAGUCACUGUACAUGGUAGAAUCUACAAAAAAAUCCCCAUGAUGCAGUCCCAUUUGACAAUGUUGAUGAGCCAGCUAUUCUUUCUGCUGAUUAGAGAUCUUUUGGCCCAAGGUUUAGCUUUUGAAGUUGGUUUGGAGCUGGUUGUUCAUCUCCAAUUUCAUUUUGUGAUGAUGGCUUGUAAGUGAGGAAGCGAUUAACCCAGUCGAAAACUUCUUUUUUGAGUGGCUCUUUUUUGGCUGAUUAACAGAACCUCUUUAUGCUUGUUAGUGGUGUAAAGUUUAUCGUAUAGGUAACUUGACAGAUCUCUGAGUCCAUACUGGUAUAAACAUAGGCUGCUCUUCUGGAUCGGAUUCUGGAACUCAAAAGUGUCUUCUGAGGACAGAAAUCAGUUGGGUUCCAGUUCUUGAUUUUUCCCUUUAGCCUGCAUAAUAAGUUCCUUAUUUUGUAGCUUUUGAUUUUGUACAGUUAUCACACCUACAAACAAAAGUUAUGUAUGUAGUUACUUCACAUUACUGAAAUAUUCUGUUUUUGAAGGUGACUUCUUCUUUGCGGUU
Messenger RNA from Ilex paraguariensis (yerba mate), 2413 nucleotides. NCBI's taxonomy places the organism in Eukaryota, Viridiplantae, Streptophyta, Magnoliopsida, Aquifoliales, Aquifoliaceae. The record is from the annotation of a GenBank genome assembly.